CGACCUUUUCCUUAAAGUCUCGCUACAUUUCCUCCCAUUUAUCUCUUUUACACAUCCCGACAAAUACCCCUCCCUCUCUCCCUCGUUAAUUCGCUACAUACCCUUUGCAAACGCUUACCAUGUACGCCAAGACUGCUCUGUUCUCUCUCGUGGCCAUCGCACUCAGCGCCUCUGCUGUCCAGGCCCAGACGGACAUCAACGACAUUCUGAACGGCUUCCCGACCGAUGAGGCUGGCCAGGAGGCUCUGGCCAACUCCAUCGCCGCUGGUCUCUCCAGCAUGUUCCAGCAGCCUGGAAUGCUUGAGUCGCUCAGCGCUGCCGCUGCCGCUGCCGCAUCGGCCGCCGGCAUUACUCUGCCCACCAACGCCGAGGAGGCUGAGGCUGCUGCCUCCAAGCUCAUUGCUGCUGCCACUGGUUCUGACGCUAAGGCCCAGCCCACGCAUUCCGCCUCCGGUGCUGCCGCCGACUCUUCCCAUGCCUCCUCUGCCUCGGGUGCUAUCGGCUCCGCUGCUGGUACCACUGCUGCUGGUGGUGCCCCAUCUGCUCCUGCUGGUAGUUCGUCGGCUGUUGGUGGUGGCUCGUCGGCUGCCAGCAAGCAGACCAACGGUGCCACGGGCUCCCAGCCUGUUCUUGCUGCGGCUGCUGCCGUGGCCGCUGCUGCCGUGGCCUUCUUCUAAAAGUUCACUUACGGUAUUCGUUGUUGUCUUUCGCGUGUAAUAAAC
Molecule: messenger RNA, 722 nt
Organism: Linderina pennispora
Lineage: Eukaryota; Fungi; Kickxellomycota; Kickxellomycetes; Kickxellales; Kickxellaceae
Exons: 1
Coding region: 120-677 (185 amino acids)
Source: RefSeq, a predicted model, not a curated record